Molecule: messenger RNA, 1071 nt
Organism: Arachis stenosperma
Lineage: Eukaryota; Viridiplantae; Streptophyta; Magnoliopsida; Fabales; Fabaceae
Exons: 4
Coding region: 280-909 (209 amino acids)
Molecular function (GO): protein dimerization activity
Source: RefSeq, a predicted model, not a curated record
CCCAAGCAAGCAGUUCACCACCAAGCCAUCCACAACCAUCAGUGAAGCCCACCGCCAUCGCCAUCGCCACCGCAUCCCGCAGCCAGCCAUCCACAGCAGCAACGACGUUGAGGGCCGCAACCACCACCUCGUCCUGCUUCUUGUCGGGCCCGCCUCCUCAUUCGCCGUCGCCGAACGUCACCGAGCUCGCCGAGCCCGCCUCCUCAUUCGCUGUCGCCAAGCUCGCCUACUCGUUGGGGCGUCGCCGACACCGCGUCCUCACUCGCCGCCGUUGCCGCAAUGCAAGAGAUACAGUUGUAUCGAGAUCGAAAAGAAAGUUUUGGAAGGGAAAGUGCGUUGAAAGCAAUUAAGAGACUUGAACCUGGUAAAUGGUGGAGGCUACACGGUGUGAGUGCUUCUAACUUGCAAAAAAUAACAAUUCGUCUUUUUCAUCAAACAUCUUCAUCAUCCGACUGUGAGAGGAACUGGAGCCUCUUUGAACAAAUCCAUUCAAAGAGGAGGAACCGAUUAGAGUAUCAAAGGCUAAGUGACAUUGUUUAUGUCACUUAUAAUAUACGCCUUCAAUCUAAAAUGCAUUGCAAGAAGAAGAAUUAUGAUCCAAUUGACAUUCAAAGCAUUGACACAGUAGAUUUUUGGGUAAUGCCGAAUGAAGAUGAUCCUGAAUUUAUUAAUGGAGACAUCGAAUGCAUUGAAAAUUUAAUUUACACGGAUAAUGCUAUGCCUUCAUAUCCUAAAGUUUUCUAUUUUAUUUUAUUAGAUGGAGGAGACGUGGAAGUUGAUGUGGAUUUGCUUAAUGUUGCUUAUUCUUCAAAUACAGCUUCUUUUGGUGGUACUUCUAAUGAUGGUGGCUUUGGACUACCUGUUUAUGAUGGAGAUGUUGGAACACUUAAUGAUAAUUAUGAUUUUUGAUGAGUUGCACCUUUGAUUAGUUGAAAACUUGCUAGUAAUUGUUUCUUUUGAAUGUAGAACAUUAUGGGUUUGUUAUUAUGUGCAUUUUUUUGUUUAGUUAUAAAUUUUGAUGUUUGAAGUUGUUUGUGAACCUCUAAUAUUAAGUAAUGGAUAAUUUAUUAU